Messenger RNA from Racocetra fulgida, 447 nucleotides. The record is from the annotation of a GenBank genome assembly. Lineage: Eukaryota; Fungi; Glomeromycota; Glomeromycetes; Diversisporales; Gigasporaceae.
CUGGAACAAAAAGUUGACGAUAAAUCUGCACCAAAAUUCGUGUCUAUUGCUGUACAAACCGAGGAAGUAAACAUUCAGGAAAAAAUAACCGAUACUGCGUCCGUAAAAGACGAGAAUAGUGGCAGUAACAACAAUGCAUAUUCGAAAACUAAUGUUUUCCUUGUUCCACAAACACCGAAACUUCCUAAGACUUUCGAGGAAAAAGAGUCAACGCGAAGAUUGAUCGUCGUAUUAGACAAAGCGUGUUUAGAAACUUAUAAGUAUUUGCCCACUUUACCUUCCGAUCAUUCAAUUUGUAUUGCCAUUGGAGCUAUGGCUCACGGAGUAGAUAAUUUUGCAGACAAUUGGGUAGAUGAAAAAAUUGGUAUCUCACAAUAUCCACUUUCUGCUGCGGUUGCAUGUUCAAGGUUUUGUUACGAAUUGGAAAACCUUUGGGGCAUUUGGUAA